Messenger RNA from Coregonus sp. 'balchen', 1752 nucleotides. The record is from the annotation of a GenBank genome assembly. NCBI's taxonomy places the organism in Eukaryota, Metazoa, Chordata, Actinopteri, Salmoniformes, Salmonidae.
AUGAAUCCGCCAUUGAACCUGGCUCUAAAGAACCUGUGUGAGGCCUUCAUACAGGAGAGGAGUCAGAGAGCUUCAGCUGGGUCUGAGGUACAGGAGGGGAGUCAGAGAGCUUCAUUUGGGUCUGAGGUACAGGAGGGGAGUCAGAGAGCUUCAGCUGGGUCUGAGGUACAGGAGGGGAGUCAGAGAGCUUCAUUUGGGUCUGAGGUACAGGAGAGGAGUCAGAGAGCUUCAGCUGGGUCUGAGGUACAGGAGGGGAGUCAGAGAGCUUCAUUUGGGUCUGAGGUACAGGAGGGGAGUCAGAGAGCUUCAGCUGGGUCUGAGGUGCAGGAGGGGAGUCAGAGAGCUUCAUUUGGGUCUGAGGUGCAGGAGGGGAGUCAGAGAGCUUCAUUUGGGUCUGAGGUACAGGAGGGGAGUCAGAAAGCUUCAUUUGGGUCUGAGGUACAGGAGGGGAGUCAGAGAGCUUCAUUUGGGUCUGAGGUACAGGAGGGGAGUCAGAAAGCUUCAUUUGGGUCUGAGGUACAGGAGAGGAGUCAGAGAGCUUCAUUUGGGUCUGAGGUACAGGAGGGGAGUCAGAGAGCUUCAUUUGGGUCUGAGGUACAGGAGAGGAGUCAGAGAGCUUCAUUUGGGUCUGAGGUACAGGAGGGGAGUCAGAGAGCUUCAUUUGGGUCUGAGGUACAGGAGGGGAGUCAGAAAGCUUCUGCAGGGUCUGAGGUGCUCUGCAGUCUGCACGGUGAGAAAUUCAAACUCUUCUGUUUGGAGGAUAAACAGCCCGUCUGUGUGGUGUGUCAGACCUCAAAGAAACAUAAAUCUCAUGUCUGUGUCCCUGUAGAUGAGGCUGGACAGGAUUAUAAGGAGGAACUGCAGACUGCCCUGAAGCCCUUAAAGGAGAAGAAGAAGGUCUUCAAUAAAGUUAAACUAACCUGUGAUCAAACAGCAGAGCACAUUACUAGCCAGGCCUUGCACACAGAAAAGCAGAUUAGGAAAAAGUUUGAGAAGCUUCGCCAGUUUCUACAAGAGGAAGAGGAGGCCAGGAUAGCUGCACUGAGGGAGGAAGAGGAGCAGAAGAGUCAGAUGAUGAAGAAGAAGAUUGAAGAGAUGAGCAGAGAUACAUCGUCACUUUCAGACACAAUCAGAGCCAUAGAGGAGGAGUUGAAAGCUGAAGACAUCUCAUUCCUGCAGAACUUCAAGACCACAAAGGAAAGAGCCAAGUGCACACUGCAGGAUCCACAACUGGUCUCAGGAGCUCUGAUAGACGUGGCCAAACACCUGGGCAACCUGCAGUUCAGAGUCUGGGAGAAGAUGCAGGGGAUCCUCAAAUACACUCCCGUGAUUCUGGACCCCAACACAGCUUCCCACUGGCUCUCUCUGACUGAUGAUCUGACCAGUGUGAGAUACACAGGCACAAAACAGCAGCUCCCUGACAACCCAGAGCGAUUAAUGAAGUAUAUAGAUGUUCUGGGCUCUGAGGGGUUUAGCUCAGGGAAACACCGCUGGGAGGUGGAGGUGGGGGACCACACUCACUGGCUUCUGGGCGUGGCUAAAGAGUCCCUUGACAGGAAGGGGGAACGGGAUGCAUCACCACAGCAUGGGAUCUGGUGUAUAGAGCAGCAGAGUGGUAAAUAUAAAGGAGGAGGAGGAGGCGUCAUCACUCUGAAGAGGAGACCCCAGAGGAUCAGAGUGCAGCUGGACUACGACAAGGGGGGAGGUGUCCUUCUACGACCCCAAAGACAUGACACUCAUCUACACUCUUAA